Molecule: messenger RNA, 938 nt
Organism: Diceros bicornis minor
Lineage: Eukaryota; Metazoa; Chordata; Mammalia; Perissodactyla; Rhinocerotidae
Gene: ANAPC15
Product: anaphase promoting complex subunit 15
Exons: 5
Coding region: 272-649 (125 amino acids)
Biological process (GO): regulation of mitotic cell cycle spindle assembly checkpoint
Cellular component (GO): anaphase-promoting complex
Source: RefSeq, a predicted model, not a curated record
GGCCUCUUAGUACUUCUGGGACGUGAGGAUGGGUGCUGUUGUACCUGUUACACGGGUUGGGCAGCUGGGGUCCACGGAAGGGCAGCGGCUGGCCCCAGAUCGGUCAAAUAAGUUAGGGCAAAAGCAGAACUUGCUGUAGAUCCUUUUCUCCUGUUCAUAUCCUCUAGUGCCGGGCCUGGAUCUCUUUCCCGGGGGAGUUCUAUACCCCAACUCACGCUGUGACCUAGAACCAGCCAGUCGUUGCCUGUCGCUGCGCCUGUUUUCCUGAGCCAUGUCCACCUUGUUCCCCUCACUCUUCCCCCGUGUGACUGAGACACUGUGGUUUAAUCUGGAUCGACCUUGUGUGGAGGAGACAGAGCUGCAACAGCAAGAACAGCAGCAUCAGGCCUGGCUCCAGAGCAUCGCAGAGAAAGACAACAACCUGGUACCUAUUGGCAAGCCAGCCUCAGAGCACUAUGAUGACGAGGAAGAGGAAGAUGAAGACGAUGACGAGGAUAGUGAAGAGGACUCAGAGGAUGAUGAGGACAUGCAGGACAUGGAUGAGAUGAAUGACUACAACGAGUCACCUGAUGAUGGAGAGGUCAAUGAGCCUCCUCUCCAGGUGGACAUGGAAGGCAACGAACAGGAUCAGGACCAGUGGAUGAUCUAGGUAGACAAGGCAGGGUGGCCCCAGGGAGAUUCCAGGCCAGUCCAACCUACCCUGCACCCCCUGCAGAACCAGCUGAUCGCCCCAGUGCCUGAAAGCUCACCCUCGGGCACCUCCUCAGCUGCUGCCAGGACCUGGUCUCCUUGGCCCCUCCCGGGCGGUCAGUCUGCCCUUGAAUCCCCAGGGCCUGAGCCCACGUCACUUUGCUGGCCAGUACCUCACUCCUUUAUUGCCAUGUAUAGUCUCUUUCUAACUCUCUUUAAUAAAGACACAGGACUGAUUUUUUCCCCCA